CUCUCCAGUCCAUCCGAAUCCCUAGAAAUACAUACCUCCCAAGUAAUGUCUUUCCUUUUGGGCGGGGGAGCGAUUGCGAUUGUCGACCCGAUAGAAUUCAUACCCUGAGCCAGAGAUGACAAUAAUAACCCGGUCGCGGUCAGGAACAAACUGUAUCAACUGCAGAGAAGAAGAAAAAAAGAACUGGAUCCGGAAUCCAGAGCGUUGCACCUCUCUCAGGUCUCAACCAACUUCAGGGGGAAGAAGGCACACAUCACACAGCUAGAUUGUAGCUUUCCGUCUCUCUUUCCUUCCAUUCGGCUUCUCCUGACGCUGUCGCUUGGACUUCUCCUCCUCUGCCUCCUCCUCUCGCCAUUUCCUCGCUUGACACUUUGAACGGACAGCGCCAUCCCAGCCCAUCAAAUCCCUGCUACUUCCGGAGCUCAAAUUCGUUUCCACAUCGGGUACAUUUGCAUCCCCUCCUUUCUCUCACCGUUUCGAAUCUGGAUUGCACAGUCUGUCUGGCAUGAUGGCUACACCGCUGUUGCUAGGCCUCUCUGCCGAGCACUCGUUGGUGCCUUUGUAUUUUAAUAAGGGAUCAGAGCUGGUUAUUUGGCACUCGUUCAGGGGGAGGUCGCUUAGGGUUUCAUUUGUUCGUCGUUCAUGCUGUAUGGAUACGAGGGGUAUAGCGGAUUUCAUUUGUGAUCUACUUGAUGUAAUUGCUAGGGAUUCAUAGGAAAUUCUUGAUUUUUGGAAUCACAUUGUCGUGAAAUGUGAGUACGGAAGUUAAUUUUGGGGGUUUUUUUUCUUCUUCUUCUUCUUCUUUGGUUGUGCGCCCAUGAGUAGGUCUGCAUGCUCGUAUUCCUCCUUGGAUUCAUGGUUUCUAGCUAUUCCUAAACGUGUCAAACCUUAGAGCCUACUUUUCUUGGUUAACAUUUUCCUCUGCCCUUCGGGGCUGGUUUCAAUUGGUAAUGUAACUAAUGACAGAGCUUUCGUUUCAACAGAAUGGCGUCAGAAACAGUCAAUCCAAAUGUCCCUAGCGCGCAAACUGUUGGAAAUGCCUUCGUUGAGCAGUAUUACCAUAUUCUUCAUACCUCACCUGAGUUGGUUCACCGAUUUUACCACGAUUCCAGUGUGCUAAGCCGUCCUGAUGGGAACGGUGAAAUGACAUCAGUGGUAACCAUGCAAGGUAUCAAUGAGAAGAUACUCUCAUUGAAUUUCAAGGACCAAAAGGCAGAGAUCAGAACAGCGGAUGCCCAGAAAUCUUAUAAGGAUGGAGUUACUGUGUUGGUGACAGGGUGCUUAACAGACAAGGACAAUGUAAGAAGAAAAUUUGCGCAGUCAUUUUUCCUUGCACCUCAGGACAACGGAUAUUUUGUCCUCAAUGAUGUUUUCCGGUUCGUUGAGGACAAUGAACCACUGGAUAACAUCUCGGUCAAUAGUAUUGACAACACCCUGGCAGUUCCCUCAGUGCCAGAUCCAGAGCCUUCACAUGUUCCUGAACCUUCUGCUCCCGAUCCUUCAACUUCAGUUGAGGUAGAGGUUACAAAGGCUUCUGAAAAUGAAAGUGAGCCAUCGGACCAUGAGAAGAAGUUAACAGUGGAAAAAGAAAUUCCAGUAGAACCUCAAUAUCAUGCAAACGGGAACCAAACCUCUGUAGUUGAUGAAAUUGCUUCUUCUACAGCUCAAGAGGAUGCUCCUAAGAAAUCUUACGCAUCAAUUGUUAAAGUUGCAAAAGGUAGUCCUGGCCAAAUCAAAGUUUAUGUUCCUACUAAUUCAGCAAAGGCAACCUCUAAGAAAACUGAGGAUCCACCAGUUCCUGUGGUAUCCGCUCCAGAGUCUGAAUCACGUAUGGCAACUGGUGGUGAUGCACCUACAGAUAGUUUUGAUCAAGAUGAAGUUGAGGGCCACUCCGUUUACAUUCGGAAUUUGCCUCAUAAUGUGACUGUCUCUCAGCUUGAGGUGGAGUUCAAGAAAUUUGGACCAAUCAAGCCUGAAGGAGUCCAAGUUAGAUACAAUAAGCAACAAGGAUAUUGUUUUGGCUUUGUUGAAUUCCUUUCUCCGGACUCCAUGAAUAAUGCAAUCCAGGCUUCUCCUGUUCCAGUCGGAGGACGUCAAUCAAUUGUUGAGAUGAAGAGAACUUCAACUCGAGUUGGUAACGGAAGAGGUAGGUUCCCAACAGGAAGGGGUGGAAUGUAUCGCAAUGACAGCUUCAGAGGGGUCCGGGGGAACUACGGUGGAGGUGGUAGGGGUUUUGGUGGAAGACCGGAAUUUAACAACAACAACAACAACAACAGAGGUGAAUAUCCCACUGGUAGGGGUAGGGGUUAUCCAAGUGGUAGCAGUGGCGAAGGUUAUCAACAAGUUAGAGGUAGAGGCGGCCGUUCAGGUGGAGCAGCUAGGCAACCGAAUAGUGCUAAUGCCUCGUGAAAACUCCCUAUUUCUCUCUGUGUUGGAGUUUUCAUUCCUCAACUGUCCAUCAAUUGUUCAUCCCGUGGGAGUAAGUAAGCGUCCUUGUUUUCCCCAUCUAUUAGAAAUAUAAAUGUAGAAGUGUUUUGGGUAUUCCAGAAAUGGAUGACCUCUAGAUUUCUAUACCAGCAUGGUUGUUUGCCAUAGUGGGGUGGGAGUCCCAUUUUGUAGGCUUUAGAAUUAGGAGUAGCCAUGCAGGCGUGGGGAACAUACUCAACUCAUCGGAAGUUCGUAUUCCGAUGUCUGGCUGUUCGGUAGAUUUUUGGAUGUUGAUCAUGAUAGAGAAGAGGUUGCAUAGUUAAUUGAGAGAUGGGUUCCUAGCUAUUAUUCAAAGGAGUGUUUUCUUUCUUCCUUUAUGGCAAAGCAUGUUGAUUAAUUGUACUAAGUAGUAUGCACGAUGAUUGUCGUUGAACAUAAUCACAAACUGGAGACAGUUUGGUACACAAAGUCAUUAGAUUUACACUCAAAUUCUUUUGUUAGUGAAAGAACACAUCAAUGAGGUUUUAAAAAACACAGCUAUAGGCU
Molecule: messenger RNA, 2973 nt
Organism: Linum trigynum
Lineage: Eukaryota; Viridiplantae; Streptophyta; Magnoliopsida; Malpighiales; Linaceae
Source: the annotation of a GenBank genome assembly